AUGGGUUCGGAUCCGCAGUACGCGAAGUGGCCCCUCCUGCCUCUCGCCCAGCACGUCUUCACCAUCACGAAUUCCUACGCUACCCGGCCCGCCCAGCAGGCCGCCGUCAAGAGCUUGCAGGAUGGCAUCGGCGAGCACAAGAUGGCCCCGCUGUACAAGUACCUCGCCCACCCGACCGAGGGCAUCCUGAACCUGACCGGCGAGACCACCUCGUCCGCGCCCCCGCCGCAGAAGCCCGUCGGCCGGAAACCGAGCGUGGCCGGCAUGGUCGCCACCAAGGGCUCCACCGUCGGAGUCACCCUGCCCUGGGACGAGGAGGUCUACCAGCAGCUCAAGGCCGAGAACGACAAGGAGCUCGACGGGUACCAGAAGGAGGAGGACGAGGCCGUGGAGAAGGCUGGCGACACCGAGAUCAUGGCUGCGCGAGGGAAGCGUGCCGAAUUCUUUGCUCGGAUCGGCGACAAGGACAAGGCGAUAGCAGCCUACGAAGACGUAUUCGAAAAGACGGGCAUCCUCGGCACCAAGAUCGACCUCGUCCUAGCCAUAAUCCGCAUGGGCCUCUUCUACGGCGACAAGGCCCUGGUCAGGAAGCAUGUCGCCCGAGCCAAGACCCUCGUCGACAGCGGAGGCGAUUGGGACCGCCGAAACCGCCUAAAGGCUUACGAGGGCCUCCAUCUUCUGACCGUCCGAUCGUACAACCUCGCCGCGCCGCUCCUCCUCGACUCUCUCUCCACAUUCACGAGCUACGAACUAUGCACAUACUCGAAUCUGGUCGUCUACUCGGUUCUCGCCGGCUCCGUUUCCCUCAAGCGGGUCGACUUCAAGAGCAAAGUGGUCGAUGCGCCCGAGAUCAAAGCCAUCCUGGGAGCCGACGGUGACGACAAGCUGCUCGCCCUGACCGGCGCGCUUUCCGCGGGGCCGGGUGCGGAGGACGCCGAGAUGGGCGAUCCUAAGGAUGCCGCCGCCGCCGCCGCCGCGCCCACCAAGACCACUACGGCCGUCAAUCUGACUACACUAGGCUCCAGUGUAGACCAGCCCGAGGCGGAGAUGGCGGUCGACUUUUCCCCCCUCGCCCAGCUGGUCAACAGCUUGUAUAACGGUAACUACAAGCUCUUCUUCCAGGCGCUGGCCUUGGUCGAGGAGCAAUUCCUAACCCAGGACCGCUACCUGCACGAGCACAAGGGCUGGUUCAUCCGCGAGAUGCGGCUACGUGCUUACCAGCAGCUGCUGCAGAGCUACCGCGUCGUGGGGCUGGAGAGCAUGGCCAACGACUUCGGAGUCACGGUGGACUUCCUCGACCGCGACCUCGCCAGGUUCAUCGCCGGCGGGCGCAUCCCGUGCACCAUUGACCGCGUCAGCGGCAAGGGUGUCAUCGAGACGAACCGCCCGGACGACAAGAACAAGCAGUACCAGGACGUCGUUAAGCAGGGUGACCAACUCAUCACUAAGCUGCAGAAGUACGGCCAGGCCGUGCGGCUCCGCGGCAGCGAGAGGGCGUAG
Molecule: messenger RNA, 1500 nt
Organism: Durotheca rogersii
Lineage: Eukaryota; Fungi; Ascomycota; Sordariomycetes; Xylariales; Xylariaceae
Product: 26S proteasome subunit RPN7-domain-containing protein
Exons: 3
Coding region: 1-1500 (499 amino acids)
Biological process (GO): proteasome-mediated ubiquitin-dependent protein catabolic process
Cellular component (GO): proteasome regulatory particle
Source: RefSeq, a predicted model, not a curated record